CCGCCGCAGCCAAUUCUUCCCUUCAUUCUUCAUACUCCUCCUUCACUUCACCAACAAAACCGCCAAACCGAGUGGGCAACUCUCUGUCCCUAGCUUUCUCACGCGGCCGUCGGCUUCUGCACGCACUCGCUCUUCGUGGAUAAUCCUAUAUUGGAGUUCAACCGUUAUUGGAAGAGCAUCGGAUUAGGGUUCAAAACUCCCCGCGAGGCGAUUGAAGGUCUAAUUUUGUCAUUUAUUUUUGCAGUUUCUCAAUCAGUCGGCUUCUGCACACACUCUCUCGCUCGUCGUGGAUAAUCCUAAAUUGGAGUUCUUUUGAGGCCCAUUGUAAGAAGCCCACUCACAUACGUUAGUUGUAUGCCCGCCUCCACAAUUGUUUGCAUCAAGCUGAUCCGCCCGCCGGGAUUCGUCGAUCCGCCUGUUCCGCUAUCAGGAGAUUUACAUAAUCAGAAAAGGUUGGUUAUGGCGGAAGGAAGGGAGGCAAUUGUUGGCUGUCGUCUUGUCUCGAAACUGGUUAAAGUUCAAAAGAGAGGGUAUGGAGGAGCAAUUUAUAUUGAGGGUUACCCCAAGCGUCGCUGAGAGGAUAGAACGGUUUUUAAAUGACCCUAGCUCGUCCUCCGAAGACAAGUCUUUGGAUUUGUCCUUUUCUGAGGAUGGAAGAACUGGCUCCUUUGUUAUUGGCAGUGAUCGAUUCUCUGCUUCUUUGUUGGAUCUUCCAACAGUUGUAGAAUCAUAUAAGACUUAUGAUGACAAUGUGCUGAUCAAAACUGCAGAUAUUGGCCAAAUGGUAAUGGUGAGAGAGGAGGGUGAGAAUGUUCCGGAAACAGUGGAGUAUAGACAUGGACUUACUCCACCAAUGAGGGAUGCUCGGAGGCGAAGGUUUCGGCGAGAGCCUGAUUUAAAUCCGGAGGUUGUCAGUCGAGUCGAGAAAGAUUUGCAGAACAUUAUGGCUGGCGGAACUGCUGAGAAUAUUGGAAUUGAAAUGGCUGAGCCAGAGGAAUAUGGCGAUGAAAAUGCUCGUAGUACGAGAAAGAAAGUGGUUGCUGCACCUGCAGCAAAGACUAAUAUGCCUCAAGCUGGGACAAUCGGUGGGGAGCCUGAUGGUAGUGAUUCUGAUGAGUCCGAUGAUUCCAUAUGACUACAGAUUCGUUAUAUGAACAGGAAUGUGUUUGUUGGUGUUGAGUUCAUGACGGAUUGAAUUAUGCCUACCUCGUACGAUGAUCUCUGCAAUAACUCUUUAAGCUGCAAUGCUCUUAUUUUACUGUCUUCCGUGUGCAAUGGAUUAGUGCCAAUAUGACGUAUGGUCGCAUCUGGACUUUGUUCUUGCUCAUACCUUUUCUAUCGAAGCAUGAGCAGAGUGUAUCAUUUUAUGAAUUAUAAUUAAUUAAUUAUCCCCUUUUGCAUCUUAAA
Molecule: messenger RNA, 1407 nt
Organism: Andrographis paniculata
Lineage: Eukaryota; Viridiplantae; Streptophyta; Magnoliopsida; Lamiales; Acanthaceae
Product: transcription initiation factor TFIID subunit 7
Exons: 7
Coding region: 533-1135 (200 amino acids)
Biological process (GO): transcription initiation at RNA polymerase II promoter; RNA polymerase II preinitiation complex assembly
Cellular component (GO): transcription factor TFIID complex
Molecular function (GO): RNA polymerase II general transcription initiation factor activity
Source: RefSeq, a predicted model, not a curated record